Messenger RNA from Theileria parva strain Muguga, 719 nucleotides. RefSeq names its product putative integral membrane protein. The transcript has 2 exons. Bases 207 to 719 code for a protein of 170 amino acids. NCBI's taxonomy places the organism in Eukaryota, Apicomplexa, Aconoidasida, Piroplasmida, Theileriidae. The record is from RefSeq and is a predicted model, not a curated record.
AGAAUAUAUUACAUUAACCGUAGUUAAAGUGGUUGUCUACUUGAUUUUAAAAUUGUUUUCCUUAUUCGAAUGUAGAAUUUUAUUAGAAUAUCCACGAAUACCCAUUUUUUAAAUUUUAAUUCUUUUUCUAAUUUUACAUUUAAUUUAUGGAACUUUCUUUCUGUAAUUUCACUACACUUUAAACUAAAAUAUAAAUUUGUAAGGGAAUGGAAAAGACAAAAUCGCCGCCUGUUGUUGUUCCUUCUGAUGUUACAAUUUGUGAGAAUUUGUACUCGACUGGCACUCGAGAACUAACUUCAAUGGAGAAACUCGGCCUUCUUCUUACUCCAAACCCAAUCAGAUUCAAUUACACUAAAAAUGACCGAUUUGAACUACAGUCUGUUCUAUCCAAAAAGUACUCAGAUGAUCCUGAUUAUAUCACUGAUAUCCUUCUUACGAGACAAAAGUCGAUUAGUAAACAGGUUUCGGCGAAGGUGUUUAGUUUAUUUGGAUUUUUGGGCACUGCAGUAGUAACUCUGUACUCAUUGAGGUAUCAUUCGAUAAAGACCAAGGUGUUGGUAACACCUUUCAGUUCUUACUUUGGUUACCUUGCCGGACAACAGGCUGGUAACCUUUACUACGGUCGCUGGAGUGAGUUUGGCCGUGACCGAGCCCUAGGGAAACUCCCUGCAAAACGGUUCCUAACUCAGGAAGAAAUGGAUCAAUAUUCUAAUAAAUAA